Rhododendron vialii is the source of this 744-nucleotide messenger RNA. RefSeq names its product pathogenesis-related thaumatin-like protein 3.5. The record is from RefSeq and is a predicted model, not a curated record. Lineage: Eukaryota; Viridiplantae; Streptophyta; Magnoliopsida; Ericales; Ericaceae. Gene Ontology annotation, cellular component: extracellular region. Gene Ontology annotation, biological process: defense response. Bases 1 to 744 code for a protein of 247 amino acids. The transcript is spliced from 3 exons.
AUGGCGAUGAAGCACACAAUCAGUCUCCUCCUCACACUGGCGCUGGCUAUCUUCUUCUUUGGAGCCAGAGUAUCAGCCACAAUAUUCACCCUCGAGAACCGUUGCAGCUACACAAUUUGGCCCGGCACAUUAUCAGGAAGCAAUGGCGUUGUCCUCGGCGGUGGCGGCUUCACUCUGGUCCCCGGCACAUCAACCCAAUUUCCGGCCCCACCAGCUUGGUCGGGUCGGUUUUGGGCUCGAACAGGUUGCAGCUUUGACGCAUCGGGCAACGGAACAUGCACUACCGGUGACUGCGGUGGCAAGCUCCAGUGCACUGGAGGCGGCAUGCCACCUGUCACUCUGGCGGAAUUCACCGUCGGUGGCGGUACCAACACCAUGGAUUUCUAUGACGUGAGCCUCGUGGACGGGUACAAUGUGGGAAUGGGAAUACGGACCUCGGGCGGCAACGGGGACUGCAAGUAUGCCGGCUGCAUCACCGACGUAAACAGAAGCUGUCCGCGGGAGCUGCAGGUGACCAGCGCUGGAUCCGUGGUGGCAUGCAAGAGUGCAUGUGCGGCUUUUAGCACGCCAGAAUAUUGUUGUACGGGCGAUCACUCUGUGCCAGAAACUUGUUUGCCCACGCACUACUCACAAAUGUUCAAGGAGGCUUGCCCAACAGCAUAUAGUUACGCUUACGAUGAUGCAUCGAGUACUUUUACUUGUACUGGGGCGGAUUAUUUGAUCACAUUUUGUCCAACGGCAUGA